Messenger RNA from Anastrepha obliqua, 2570 nucleotides. RefSeq names its product glycine--tRNA ligase (gene GlyRS). Gene Ontology annotation, biological process: mitochondrial glycyl-tRNA aminoacylation. Lineage: Eukaryota; Metazoa; Arthropoda; Insecta; Diptera; Tephritidae. The record is from RefSeq and is a predicted model, not a curated record. Bases 114 to 2438 code for a protein of 774 amino acids. Gene Ontology annotation, cellular component: cytoplasm; mitochondrion. Gene Ontology annotation, molecular function: glycine-tRNA ligase activity; ATP binding. The transcript has 2 exons.
UAUCUCUGUGCAACUCUGCACUUGUGUGUCGGUCAGAAAAUUAGCUGAAAACGUAUGUGUCGAUUGAAGUAAUUACACGAGUGUAAAAUCCUUUCCUAAAAACGAUAUCAUUAAUGUCGUUACAGGUAAUCAAAGCGUUCCAGCCACUACGCUCUUGUACAGCUGUAUUGUGGAAAUUUCAUCCACGAUAUUUGAAAUCGUAUACCAUCAAUUGCAUUAGGGGACGUACCUUCACAUUUGCCAGCGAAGCACAUUUCAGUGUUAAGAAAGUAGCAGCUGCCCCAUUUAGUGCUUACCACACAGAAUCGUUACCGACAACUGCCGCUUCAAAAGAAGCUACACCAAAUUGGGGGUCAAAGAAAAAUAAACGAAAAGUAAGGUUACGAUUUAACGACAUAAUGAGUAAUCCCGAGAUUGAAGCAAAGUUGGCACCAUUGCGGGGUGCAGUGCAAGAGCAAGGGAAUUUGGUGCGCGAACUGAAAGUGAAAGGUGCAUCAGAAAUCGAUAUUAAACGAGCUGUAGCUGAAUUAAAAGCUCGCAAAAAGUUGUUAGAAGAUCGCGAACUAGAGCUUACUCCCAGUGUCGUCACUUUCGAUCGCUCGAAAAUGGAAGACUUGCUUAAACGACGUUUCUUCUACGAUCAAAGUUUUGCAAUUUACGGUGGCAUCACAGGCCAAUAUGACUUUGGCCCAAUGGGAUGUGCUUUGAAAUCAAAUAUUAUCUCCUUGUGGCGUCAAUUUUUUGUUCUAGAAGAGCAAAUGCUUGAGGUCGAUUGCUCAAUAUUAACGCCCGAACCUGUUCUGAAAGCUUCGGGACAUGUGGAUCGUUUCGCAGAUUUGAUGGUAAAGGAUGUGAAAACUGGAGAAUGCUUCCGGCUUGAUCAUUUGAUAAAAAAUGCAUUGGAAAAACUAUCAAAGGAGAAGACUGCAACAGCGGAAUUAAAGGCUGAGUGUGAAGAUAUUGUUAUUAAGCUUGAUGGCAUGAAUAAGCAGGAGAUGUCCGACGUACUUUCAAAGUACAGUAUAAAGUCUCCGCUGACUGGUAAUGAUUUAACUGAACCGAUUGAGUUCAACUUAAUGUUUGCCACGCAAAUUGGCCCCACCGGGUUAGUGAAGGGAUUCUUGCGUCCAGAAACAGCUCAAGGAAUUUUUGUUAACUUCAAGCGUUUACUAGAAUUUAACCAGGGCAAGCUACCUUUUGCUGUUGCUCAAAUUGGCAAUUCAUUCCGGAAUGAAAUUUCGCCACGUUCUGGUCUAAUUCGCGUUCGUGAGUUUACUAUGGCUGAAAUAGAGCAUUUUUGUGAUCCUGUUCAUAAGAAUCAUCCCAAGUUUGAAAGCAUUGCCGACACCCGAUUGACACUUUACUCUGCAUGCAAUCAGAUGGAUGGUAAAUCAGCACAGCAAGUAACCAUUGGAGAAGCUGUAAGAAAUAGCCUAGUGGCAAACGAGACUCUGGGAUAUUACAUGACCAGAAUUCACCUUUUCCUCUUAACAAUAGGCAUAAAACCAGAGUGUUUGCGUUUCCGUCAACAUAUGAGCAAUGAAAUGGCUCACUAUGCUUGCGAUUGCUGGGAUGCGGAGUGCCUUACUAGCUAUGGCUGGGUAGAGUGUGUCGGCUGUGCCGAUCGAUCCGCUUACGAUUUAGGUCAGCACACCCAAGCCACCGGUGUUAGACUAGUGGCUGAAAAACGUUUACCCGAACCCAAGACAGUGGAAGUGUCUGAGAUUGUGCCCAACAAACAAACAUUAGGAAAAACAUUUAAGAAAGAUGCAAAGUCCAUUACUGAUGCUUUGGCUAAACUUUCUUUAAACGAAGUGAAUGAAAUUGAGCAAACCUUGAACGAUAAACAAGAAUUUGUGCUAAGCCUUCACAAUGGUAGCGAAUUCAAAUUGACAUCUGAUACUAUCUCUGUGAAGCAUGGCACAAAAACCGUACAUGUAGAGGAAAUCACUCCUAGUGUAAUCGAACCGUCAUUCGGGAUUGGUCGCAUAAUGUACGCGUUGCUUGAACAAAACUUCCAAUGCCGCGAAGGCGACGAACAACGUUGUUAUUUCACUCUGCCCUCAGUAGUGGCACCUCUAAAAUGUUCCAUACUUCCGUUGUCUAACAACGCGGAAUUCAAUCCAUUUAUACGUCAGUUAUCUACUGCGCUAACCAAAGCAGAGCUUUCGCAUAAAGUGGACGACUCGAGCGGGUCGAUUGGUCGUCGUUAUGCUCGCACCGAUGAAAUCGCCAUUCCGUUGGGAAUAACUAUUGAUUUCGACACGCUGAAAGAGCCUCACACUGUGACCUUACGUGAUCGAGACUCCCUGAAACAAGUGCGGCUUGGAAUAAAUGAAGUUAUCGAUGUAGUUAAAGAUCUCUCUACUGGCAAGAUUAAGUGGCCUCAAGUGAUGGAGAAAUAUCCCGUAUUUGAACAACAGGAGGCUACGAAGUGAUUCAUAAGAAGCAUUUAAAAAUGUCCAUGCUAUUUUGAUAAUGUUUUAGAUUUCUUUAAUUUUUUUACGUUUUGUUUUAUGCUAAAGUACGAAUAUAAAUUAUAACCGUAUUGCCUAAUGCUGACAACUAAA